Messenger RNA from Juglans regia (Persian walnut), 904 nucleotides. RefSeq names its product protein MEN-8-like. The transcript is spliced from 2 exons. Bases 136 to 507 code for a protein of 123 amino acids. Lineage: Eukaryota; Viridiplantae; Streptophyta; Magnoliopsida; Fagales; Juglandaceae. The record is from RefSeq and is a predicted model, not a curated record.
UCUCUCUCUCUCUCUCUCUCUAGGACUCUGUGUAUAUAUACACAUAUCUCUUGGCCAUCACCACAUGAAGUUGAGCAACACAUUCAUCAGCCAUACCAAGAUUUGUGAGCUGUGAGUGUGAGUGAGUGAGAUCAGAUGGCAAUUAUUCAUGCUAAGUACAUGAAUAUUAGAAGAAGCUUGGGCAUGGCGAUAUUGGUUAUGGUUGCCACAACCCUAAUGCGUGGGAACCAUAUUCAGGUGUCAGCACAAUCAUGCGGAGCAAGUAAUAUUCCAGUCCUUGUAGCUGAAUGCUCUGAUUUUGUUGGGAAAAAUGGGCCAGAAGUUCCACCAUCUCAGGAUUGUUGCGCAGCGCUGAGGGGAGUUGAUAUUCCAUGCAUGUGUAAACGUUAUGCUCAGCAAAUCGAAAACCUUGUCAGCAUGAAGAAGCUGGUCUUUGUUGUUCAAACUUGUGGAUUAACAGUUCCGCAUGGACUGCAAUGUGGAAGCUCUACAGUUCCCAAGGCGUGAUUGCAUGAUGAGCUUGAAGUCGGGGGUAUAUGGAUGCAGGCUACAGGCUGCUACGUACAUGCCGCGCGUAUCUUAAACUCUACAUUAUAAAAUUGUCAGAAUAAGCCUGAAAGGCAUACAUCUAAUUUUCCAUGUAAUAAUUGGGAUCAUGUGCUUCGACCUUUUCCAGCUAGCUUUCUAAUAUAUUAUAAAAAUAUCAAAAUUUUCAAAAGAAAAGAAGAAGAAGAGAAAAGUAGUUUGGAAUUAAAUAGCAGUAUUAUUUUGGUAAACAUUUGUUCCAUCCAUAUUAUUUUUCAAAAAAAGAAACUCUAAGAUUAGCUCGAGCAAAUUAUCCAUAUAUUGCAGAUCAAUUUAAAAUUGGCUAUAAUAUAUAUGAUCUUUCGGGAUUAUUCUUUAA